AUAAGAACAGGAAAGAGACUGAGAUCUUGACCCAUUUCGAUUCCCUUUGCCCAAACUCAAUAGUUGGGGACCCUUUCUCUAAAGGGUCUUCUCUCAAUCUCUCGCCUUCUUCGUCUUCCUUCCUAUUCCUGUUCACUGUCUUGAUCAAUGGGUGUUGAGGUUGUGAGCUCUGAGAUGGCACAUGAGACCGUAACUGAAGUGGAGAAAUCCUCUCCGCAUGAGAAGGAGAAUGGGAAACUGGAUCAGAAUGGCGGCCAUAAUGAGGUCAUUAAAUUUGGUUCUCAAGGUGAGGAGCCAGUUCAGGGAAAAGAGAAUAAUGCAUCUGAUGCUAGCUUCCCUAAGCCAAAGGAUGCAGUUGAUGACUGGACUGUGCCUAAGCAAAUCCACUCCUUUUAUUUUGUCAAGUACCGGCCUCAUGAUGAUCCAAAGAUAAAAGCCAAACGUGAUCAGCAAAAUAAUGUGAUUGACAAGUUGAAUGAAGCCAGGUCUAAGCUUAUAGAUGACAUAAAAGCCCAGAAGAAUGAGAAAGCAGAGGUGCUCUCUCAGUUGAAGUCUCUGCGAGCUGAUUUUGAUCAAUACCAGAGUGUUCUGGAAGAGAAAAGGAAGGAAAUGCAACCACUGCAGCAGGCCCUGGGCAAGUUGCGUACAAAUAAUGCCGGUGGACGUGCUGGUUUAUGUUCAUCUGAGGAAGAGCUCAAUGAUCUUAUCUAUAGUUUGAAGUAUCGCAUUCAGCAUGAAAGCAUCCCAUUGUCUGAGGAAAAGCAAAUUCUCAGAGAAAUCAAACAGCUUGAGGGUACAAGGGAGAAAGUUAUUGCCAAUGUUGCAAUGAGAGCUAAGAUUCAGGAUUCAUUGGGUCAGAAAGAAGUCAUUCAAGAUCAAGUUAAGCUUAUGGGUGCUGAUUUGGAUGGAAUGAGAAAGGAGCAACAAGCACUUAAGGCUAAGAGAACUCAACUCAAGGAUAAAGUUGAAGUGUAUGAGAAGAAUAUUGUUGCUUUACAAGGUAAGCUAGACGAUUUGACAGAGAAGAAGAACAAAGCAUAUGAAACCCUCCAGGAUCUAAGGAAGCAACGUGAUAAGGCGAAUAGCCAUCUUUACGAGAACCGUUACCUCCUGAACAAAGCAAGAGAGAUUGCUGCAAGUAAAGAUUUAAGUGCACUUAAGGAGCUCUCUAAUGCUGAGUUGGAGAAGUUUAUGGCUCUGUGGAAUGGUAGCAAGGCCUUUAGGGAUGAUUAUGAGGAAAGAGUUCUGGAAUCCUUGGACAGGCGACAAUUGAGUAGAGAUGGACGGAUAAGGAAUUCUGAUGAGAAACCAUUAGUUGAACCUGUGGUUCCAUUGCCUGUUGAGGUGGAAACAGUGGCAAAACCUAUUGUAAAGCAACCAAAGGAAGAUAAGAAACCUUCUCAACAAGAUGUAAAAUCUGACCAGAAGGUGCAGAAAGAUGCUGGUAAGAAAAUCAAAGAUUCAAAGUCCUCUGUAGAACAUGCUGAGGUUGAAGACUCUGAGAUUUCUGGCUUGGAUAAAUUGGAAAAGGAACCUUCCGUUAACAAGGUUGUAGAUGAAGCAAAAUUGAAGGAAACGAAGAGAGAAGAGGAAAUAGCAAAAGCUAAGCAAGCCAUGGAAAGGAAGAAGAAGUUGGCAGAGAAAGCUGCUGCAAAAGCAGCUGUUAGAGCUCAAAAAGAAGCUGAGAAGAAGCUCAAGGAACGUGAAAAGAAAGCAAAGAAGAAGUCAGCAUCUUCAGGACCUGCUGAAAAUCCAGAGGAGGCAUCUGAACCCGCAGCAGAGGCUUCAGAAGCUGAAAAGGUUGAAGAAAAUACUGAGCCUCCAGUUUCUACUCCAGCCCUUGUGAAAGAAAAAAUUCAAAAGGAGAUUCCUUCUAUUCGGCACAGGAGUCGAGCUAAAGGACCUGAUGCUCUUCCUAGAGCCGUCCUGAAACGGAAGAAGGCUACCAACUACUGGAUAUGGGCUGCUGCUGCUGCUGCUGCUACAUUGGUGGUUCUGUUGCUUCUAGCAUUUGGAUACAAUUAUCUUCUAUGAAGAACUUGAAACUUGGAAGGAUCACUAGUAGUUAUGGGCAGUGUAUUUGGGUUGAUGACGCGGCAUUUAGCUAGGUCCGUAGCAGCAAAAUUCAGUAAAUUUGUUCUUUGCAUCCUAUCAAAGGAUGGACUUAAACCUCAUAAUGUUGUUGCUAGUUAAGUCGGAUCUGAAUAUUUUCAGGGGCCUAAACUCUGUACUUUGGCUUUGUUUAUUUUAAAAAAUUUUGACUUAUAUCUAAUUCCAU
Molecule: messenger RNA, 2278 nt
Organism: Rubroshorea leprosula
Lineage: Eukaryota; Viridiplantae; Streptophyta; Magnoliopsida; Malvales; Dipterocarpaceae
Source: the annotation of a GenBank genome assembly